UGUCAGAAAUCAGGGAGUGUCAGUGAACGAUCGGUAAUUGUCCACUUUUGGAUUCAGAUUCGGAGCUUUUGGAGUCCUGCUGCAGCCUCCUGAUGAUGAUCUGCAGCAACAAACAUCCGCUGGAAGAGUAGAUUAACCUCGUUCACACGUUUCCAGUCCUCAGUGGAAGUAGGAGCGAGCAGCAGCAGCAGCAGCAGCAGCAGCAGGCUGGACGCAGCUCGCUCUCUGCGCGCAAAGCCGAGCGUUCUGGACUCCUCAUCUCCACAUCCGCGUCUCCAAAACCUUCCAGGACUCAUCCCACACCCACAGGAGGUGCUUCAACUUUACUGAAUUUAACUCUGUUAUUGUGGGAGAGAGAGCUUCAUAUUCACGGGGAGGAGGAGAUUGACGAGACUUGUUCGCCCGGGAGUGAUUAGCGAUUUGUGCAAAUGAGAAAGUCUGAGAAAUGUCUUUUUCCGUGGACGACACCGUCAGCAUCCCAGCCAUAAUGCCUAGGCGAAAACAAGCGAGUGUUUGCUGCCUCCAAACAAUAUCUGGACUGACAAGAACUCAAAGAUCUCAGAGUGCUUAAAUGCCAUUCACGCCUUCUCCGAAGUAAACGCACCCACUGAGGUUUCAAACGUCACUCUUCCCUCUCUUCGCGAUCCCUGAGAAGCUCUUUCCACUCAACUUUUGACCCCUGUUGUUAUGGAGAAUCUUAGUGAACUCCAGAACCCAUUGCUGGACAAAAACAGUAAGCACAUGGUCAAUGGUUACGGGGGAGAAUUCCCAAAUAAUCAGUACCAGGAAAACAUUAUUAACUACUUUGCUGGAGGAGGUGGUGGUGGGGGUGAAGGCGGAGGAAUAGGAGGAGGGAAAGUGAGCAAUGGCAACGUGGUGAGCGGAGGAGGCUACAACACCAACGGGAAGAUGAAAUCCCAGCAGUUUUUGGAUGCCACCUCGCUGCAUCUGGCGGUGGAGGCCUUCUACAGGCCCAACUUCAUCCUGUACAAGGAGGACAGUGGCAGCAUCAAGGCGAAGGAAUACAAAAGCGAGUGCUGCGAGACCACUUUCACAGAGAAGAAGGCCAAGGAGGUGUCCAACACAGCCGGAGCUGAGACGCCCGGCACAGAGGAUCCUCAGGCCAAGUUGCUGGAGGAUGGAGAACACAUUAAGAUCCAAACUGUUUCCUACGAGGUGGAGGAGGAGGAGUAUGUGGAGUACGAGACGGAUUGUUCCAGCGACAGCGAGAGCGAAGACAACUUCAUCGUCGUCCCCCCUCGAGAUCACCUGGGCCUGGCCAUAUUCUCCAUGCUCUGCUGUUUCUGGCCUUUGGGGAUUGCAGCCUUUUAUUUCUCGCAGGGGACCACCAAGGCAGUGAACAAAGGUGACUUCCCGCUGGCCAACAUCGCCUCCCGGAGGGCUUUGUUCCUCGCAGCCCUCUCCAUCACUAUAGGCACUGGCGUCUACGUAGGGGUGGUGGUAGCUCUCAUCGCCUACCUCUCGAAACCAGGACACAUAUAGCGGCCGCACCUUUCCUUCCCCGAAUGCCUCCAGGGAGCCCAGGAAGAGAAACAGCCCCCUCUGGGGAACGUCGCUGCUCCUGCAGACGUCAAGGAAAAAGUUUUUUUCUGGGAGUGUACAGUUUCCCCCCCCCACUCCACCUUCCUUUCUUUCCAGCCUUCUCUCUCCCAACAGGCCCUCCGUCAGCCAAGAUUAGCCACAGUGACUGGAGAGAGGUCAAGCUGGAGGGCGAGGAGAGAGGGAAUGGGGAUAGCGAAACUUUGCUUUUUUUUGUUUUUUUCAUUGAGACGAAGGGUUUGAGUAAUGGCAGGAGUCCUUGUUGGAGCCCAGUUUGCAUCCCACUGACUUAAACCAUCAUCUUCUUCGUUUCCAAGAGCCCAAAUGGAAACUUUGGAGAGAACAAACUGACCCAAUAACUCAUCAUUAUUAACUAGACAAGUUUAAAGAAGGUGAAAAACCAAGUCAGAAACACUAAACUGUUGAUAUUUGAACUGCUGUUAAAAUUGGAGCCUUUCUAUGGAGUCUUGCCAUCUGUCAUGUCAGUUUGCCACCUGAGCCUUCACCAACGAAAAAUAUGAUAAAACAAGAACAAAAACACAAGAUCACAUGCACAGUUUGUUAAAUCAUGAAAAAGGAGGGCUUCUGUUUUCGGAGAAACGACAAAAAUGCAGAACUAUUGCUGAGUGUCAUCGAAAAAACACUGAAAGCUCGGAAAAAUGAUGAUAAAAUGACAUCAGGACCAGAAGAUGCUUCAUUCUGAUUGAAUUAUAUGCACUGGCAUGAAUACAAAAAUCUCAACAACGCCUGAGGAGUGUAGGUUAUCGAAGAAGGUGCCCAAAGAACUCGCAAAAUCUGCUCGUGCAGAUGCGGUUUGCCUACAUACAUCUAAAUGUGCUUUGUUUUUUCACGUUUGUCCCUUUGUGUUUCCUGCUGUCUGAAGGCAUCUUCAUUAACGUCGCUUCUGAAGUAAAAGCACAGAUGUGAGGUGGUGAGAUGGUCAGAAAUUCAGGGCAAAAUGGCUUCCCAAACAAAAAAUAUAAAUGCAGCAUCCGAGUGAAAUGAGGCAUCAGCCGUUCACAAAGGCUGGGGAAGUUAUAAAUCAGGUAGAUAAUGUCAUUAAAAGCCCUACGUAUCCUCCAGGGCUGCACAAAUAAACAGAGUGUCUCCGCCCGACAGCUCUGAAUUCAGCUGAUCAAUUAUUCUUUGCAUGACUCCGGCUAUGGCGGCAGUACACCGCUGCUGCUGCGCAUGAUUGAUUGGACUUUGAACAUGUUUUUGUCAGAUCAUAAAACAGCUUAAAUUAAAAUUGAUCUGGCUGGGAAGGGGCUCAUUUUUAUUUUCCUUUUUUUGCACAAUACUUUGGCCCACAUUCGUCUCUGUGGCUAAUAAACCAGGAUAUUUCACAUGUCUCAAUCUCCCCCAUCACAGACUCCUUACAGAUAUCCACUGAGUUUAUAUACAAAGGGCUUCUUAUUAAAUACUAGUGCGUCAGUUCGUGUUGUUAUAUUGUCGAUUGCAAGCCAGACAGAUACCGCUUCAAGCCGUGAAGCCUCAAGAGGCUACAAAAUACGCUUCCCUGCACAGGUCUUGCAUUAGUCAUACCUGACAGUUAUUGUGCACAAUUAGCUCGCCGUAAUGGCUUUUUCUGAAGGAAUGUGUAUUCUCUGGAGCAUAGCCCAAAAAUAGCACAACCACAUUAAUUUCACUAAUAAGCCACUUUCAGUGUCACCGGCUGCUGUCAAGAAACUGAAAGUAAACAAUCCCCAUCUAUAGUUGUGUGAAAAUAAAAAGAAACACACUAAUGAAGAGCAAAAUUCUUCAUAAGAUGAUGUUUAAAGUUUGCUUUGCUUGACUAAAACAGCUGCUGAGAAUGUUUUAUUUUGGAGAAACAGAUCUUAAAGAGCUGAUCAAUACAUUCGGAGCCCUGAGAUUCACCUCAUUGAGUUUCUGGUCAUCUCAUGAGCUGGUUAUUAUACUGUACAUGUUUGGUAUUUUAACCUCUGACCUCUCGUCCCAGCAGCAACUGGCGAGCUACUGACUUCCAGUGUGUCAUGACCAUCACUGUAACUAUAGUGAAAGAGCGUGUAAGUCUGCUUUCAUCACUCAGAGAAGGGUUCACCGCUGAUAGUGAUGCUUUGUGUUUUUGUAGCGUGUCAUACAAAUGCUGUGUUUUUCCUCCGGCUUCUUCGGCGACCUGGUAUCGUGCAAUGUGCUCCGACAGUACGUGAGUUUUGAUGCUGUUGUUAUUUUUCUUCUCAUUGUGAUCAGAUCCUUUGCUGAAUGCGUUUCUCAAUGCCAGGGUGAUAGUGAUCUCUCUGUGUCGUGCUCUUAAGCCGAGUUAAAGAAGAUGACUUUUUUAUUUUGUUUAUGUUUGGAGAUCUUUUUUUUUUUUUCCCCCUAUCUUGUGUGAAGGCAAUGUGUACAUAGUGCAAAUAAAGACAUGUUCAAAUGUAAUGACAAAUAAACCAGAAAGGAAGGAUGACCUUUCUUAAAAGCAAA
Acanthochromis polyacanthus (spiny chromis) is the source of this 4002-nucleotide messenger RNA. It is a transcript of the gene syndig1l, whose product is annotated as synapse differentiation inducing 1-like. The record is from RefSeq and is a predicted model, not a curated record. Lineage: Eukaryota; Metazoa; Chordata; Actinopteri; Pomacentridae. The transcript is spliced from 4 exons. Gene Ontology annotation, cellular component: membrane; intracellular membrane-bounded organelle. Bases 688 to 1503 code for a protein of 271 amino acids.